GUAUACAACACACUAUAUAGAAGUGUACCAGGUGAUAAAUAAUCCAGUACCGGAAGGGCCAUGGCGUAAAAUACCAGACGUGUCAAUCCAGACUCUGAGGACGGAUUUAGAGAAGUACUGCCCUGUGGAGGGUCUGGAGGACCAGUUUGUGAACAUCCUCCUCAUAGGACAAGUCGGAGCUGGUAAAUCAAGUUUCUUCAACUCGGUCAACUCUGUGUUCCGGGACCGCGUCACAAGCAAGGCGAGGAGUGGCGGGGCGGAGCACAGUCUCACCACAACGUUUCGAAUGUACAAGAUCAAGUCCAAAGAGACUGGAUACCCGUUAAAAUUUCGCCUGUGUGACACGAGAGGCCUAGAAGAAGGUCAAGGCUUGGAUAUUGUGGAUUUGGUUUCUGUCUUAGAUGGUCAUAUUACAGAUGGGUAUGAG
Messenger RNA from Gigantopelta aegis, 427 nucleotides. RefSeq names its product interferon-induced protein 44-like. The annotation marks the transcript as partial. The transcript is spliced from 5 exons. The record is from RefSeq and is a predicted model, not a curated record. Lineage: Eukaryota; Metazoa; Mollusca; Gastropoda; Neomphalida; Peltospiridae.